AAACUCUCAGACGCCUUGCCGCCCUCGCUCGGUGAGGACCUCAGCGGCACACGCGGCCUCGACCCUCUCUCUCUCUCUCCGUAUCUCUCGCCUCCGAGUUCUCGCGCCCUGACUCACCCGCUCCCGGCUCUGACGUCACUCAAGUUUUCAACGUGUUUCUGAGUGAACGCGCUUGGAUUUCGGAACACCGUUGGCGAGUCCUGUUUGUUGAGUUUAUUAGAAGGUGUUUUAUCUCAAGAUUUAUUGGAUAUUAUAUUCUCCAGCGGGUGAUUAAGAUAAAAGUGACGUUCAUUCAUUUUGUUAUCCCGCUGUUGAGUGCAAACAAAUCAACGUGUCUUGACAAGUUGUUACACGUGUGGAAAUAACAAUAACAAGUGUGCUGUGAUAUCACUGACGUGACAGGCGAUUAAUUCGGCAAGACUAUCAUCUUCCCGAACCAAAAACAAUAUACCAUAAACAAGCAAAGGAAAAGCAAGUGUUUGCGAAAACUUGACUGCUCUCACGCGCCAGUCCCGCCGUCAAAAUGGUACACAAGAUCCUAUCCGAGCUGCUGCCCACAAAGAACUACAAGGUCCUCCGAGACUACGAAAACCUGCCAGAAAAGGUGUGGCUCUAUCCGGAGGAAGGAUGGGCGCGCGCCUCCUGCAACAGCCACUGGCUCCUCAAGACGCCCUGGUGGUCGCGUCGCCACUGCUACGUCCUCGAGGUAGAGGGAACCAAAAGGCACAAGACGGUGGCGCGAGUGAUGCCAGCGCGGGAGGGCGAGGUCGUCGUCGAGGGCACCUUCCGAGGCAUCCCUGACCCCGACUUCCGUUUGGUGUUGACCUCCAGCUUAACCCCUGCUGACCAGCGGCGAGGUUACCAUAUGACCGGAUCACUCGAGAGAGGAGACCGGAAGACGGGGCUCUGGCAGACGACCCACCUCGCUGUUACCAAACGCUCCGGCUUCUCCUGAAGGUGGAACGUCCGCCUCCUCUUCCCGGUGUUCCGUCACUGGCGGCCCUUCACUUCCGCCCGCGCCCACGCCCCAGAUAUUCCCCAGCUCUGACGGGGGGAUCGACUAUGAUCUCAUCCUCACCUGGUGCAAGACUGAGGACCAAAAGUCAACCUACAGGACGAAGCUGAAUUCAUCGGCAGAGCUACACGAGGUCUUUACGAAGACUUCGCUCUUGUAGGCUCGCUGUUGCUUUGAGUGUGUUUGAUUUACCUCGUGAGACUGACGAUAUCCUCAUGAUAAUACUCCUUUAAUAUAAUGAUGGAUAUAUUGAAUGAGCACUCACUCCUAAUUGCUCGGCCUGUCAUCUGGAGAAACGCCAGUGACAGACACAAGCGAAGUUAGUAACAAAUGUGAUUAAGAACUCCUAACUAUAACAAUCAAGCUCGAGGUCGCAACUUGUAUAAUGCUAAAGUUCAUCUCCUUGUAUCGUACGCUGUAUGUCCCCAUGACUGAUGAUAAAAUAUCCUGUGAUCUAAUUAUACAAAGUGUCGAUGGUUCACUUCCGGACAUCUCUCUCUUCGACCUUAAUGACGCCACGCCUUACACACAUGGUCUCUCUUACCCUCACUUGCCCCCCCCCCUCUCUCUCUCUCUCUCUCUCUCUCUCUCUCUCUCUCUCUCCUCUCUCUCUCUCUCCUCCUCUCUCUCUCCUCUCUCUCUCUCUCUCUCUCUCUCUCUCUCUCUCUCUCUCGAUACCCAUGGAUGCCCAUGUGUAUAUUCAUCUGUCAGUGUGUCUAUCUAUCAAUUUGUUUAUUUAUCUAGCUAUCUAACGGCCUAUCUACUUACCUGUGCAUCUAUCAAUCCAUGUAUCUAUAUAUCUAUCCAUCUAUCCACCCAUCUACCAAUCUAUAACUUAGCUAUCGACAAAUACAAUAAUCUUGUCCAUGUUAGUUUAAGUGGGUGAUCAGAACUAUACAGCUUGAUACACAUACAUGUCUUUUGCACCAAAAGAAUACUAUAAAUAACACUCUUUCUUUGAUAUUGAAGAAAAGUGCCUUAGGUGAAUAAACUUUUAAACUGAUCUCGUCCUAAGCAGCAUCUUGCAAUGGCCAACGUAUCUGAUUGUUUGUGAUGAAGCUCGGGUUUGAAUACACGUGUUAUAAUGAUAUAUGUCUGUCAGGGUGUUUGCGUAGGUGUGUGUGUUUGUGUGUGGCCCAAAUGCCGUUACCUGAAGCUGCCUAAGAUUUAUCCUCUAUACGUUCUCGUUGCGCUGUGUAGUUAUAGGUUUAAGUUGUUGCUAACGUGCUAUAAGUCCUCACAUUUAUAUAUUGUUAAGUAUACGAACUUAGGAACUGAUUAUUUUGUUAGUUCAUUGUGCAUUUGACGUUGAUGAAUCUAGAUACAGAUUUUAUUAGUCUCAAGGCUAAAGAUAGAAAUUAUUGUUACAUGUGUUUUAAAAGCUA
Penaeus monodon (black tiger shrimp) is the source of this 2400-nucleotide messenger RNA. RefSeq lists its product as uncharacterized. The transcript has 3 exons. Lineage: Eukaryota; Metazoa; Arthropoda; Malacostraca; Decapoda; Penaeidae. The coding region runs from base 524 to 955 and encodes 143 amino acids. The record is from RefSeq and is a predicted model, not a curated record.